UGAAAAUUUAAUUCAAUUGUUUGAGUUGAGAGGAAGUGUGAAAAAAGAGCUUCUGGGGGUUUGAAUAAUGGUGAGGAAACAUGGAUGGCAGCUACCUGCACAUACCUUUCAGGUUGUUGCUAUAACUGUAUUUUGCUUGUUAGCGGUUGCAUUUUAUGCUUUCUUCUCACCUUUCCUCGGAGGACGCUUUUGGGAGUAUGCUUCUAUGGCAGUUUAUUCUCCAGUGGCAUUGCUUGUUUUUGUUCUUUAUGUUCGGAGUACUGCAAUCAAUCCUGCAGAUCCAGGCAUAAUGUCUAAAUUUGAUUCUGGAAGAAUGAAUGAUACCAAUUUAAAGCAUGGAUUGUCUGCGAGAAAUCGGUCUGGAAAAUUUGAUGAACUUAGUAAUGAUGGACGUUCUUCUCUGUCGUCAGCUUCAAGAACUUCCAUUGCUGCUGCUAAAUCCAUCAAGAAAGGUCAACAAGAAGCAGGGAGACUAGAUAACGAAGUGGUUUCUUUGACCAGAAAUUCCUCUUGUUGUAAAAUUGGAGGAGUGUUUUGCUUUUUAUUUGUACACAAGGAUUGCCGCAAAAAGGAUGGAGCUGCUGAGGAGGAAGGGACAGGUGAAGAUGCUCUGUUUUGCACAUUGUGCAAUGCUGAGGUGCGCAAAUUCAGUAAACAUUGUCGAAGCUGUGAUAAAUGUGUUGAUGGAUUUGAUCAUCAUUGUCGGUGGCUCAACAACUGUGUUGGGAGGAAGAACUAUAUUACCUUUAUAUCACUGAUGGCUACCAGCUUGGUCUGGCUUCUUACUGAAGCUGGAGUUGGAAUUGCUGUUUUGGUACGAUGCUUUAUGAACAAAAAGAACAUGGAGGCUGAAAUAGUUGAUAGACUAGGGAAUGGUUUCUCACUGGCCCCAUUUGCAACUGUUGUGGCUGUAUGUACUGCCGUUUCUUUGCUAGCCUGUGUUCCCUUAGGAGAGCUUUUCUUUUUCCACAUGAUACUGAUAAGAAAGGGCAUUACAACGUAUGAGUACGUAGUUGCUAUGAGAGCCAUGAGUGAGGCACCUGGGGGAGAAUCUGUAGAUGAAGAACAGCCUAACAUUGUAUACUCUCCAUCAGGAUCAGCUACAACUGGCUUCAGUGGUGGCAGUUCUUUGGGACUUCAAUACAAAGGAGCAUGGUGCACCCCUCCUAGGGUGUUUGUUGAUUAUCAGGAAGAAGUAGCACCUCAGUUAGAACCUGGAAUGAUCCCAUCAACCAUUGAUCCAGAUGCAGCUGGGUUUGUUGAAAAGGGAAACAAGGGACCUAAGCGCCCUGUUAAGAUCAGUGCAUGGAAACUUGCCAAAUUGGAUUCCAGUGAAGCAAUGAGAGCCGCAGCAAAAGCUAGAGCAUCCUCAUCUGUUCUACGUCCUGUUGAUAUCCGUCGUUUUGAUACUGAAUUAAGUUCCAGUGAGAAUAUGAGUGUCAGAAGCAGUAUCAGUGCUGAUACCGGAGGAAAUAGAGAUAUGAGAAAUGAAUUAAGGAAUUCACUUGCUCCUAGUCAAGGUAGCCGAGAUGAGUAUGAAACUGGAACUCACAGUGUCAGUAGCUUUAGCAGUCCCAGCCAUGUGCAUGAGUCAGUCACACUAAGUCCUCUCCCACAAGCUCACAGUUUAGGCCAUCUCAAUGCCGGCAUUGUCCCAGAGAGGGCUCGAAUGUCUCGGGCUGCACCACCUAAUAAUAACCAUCACAUCUUACAUUCUUCGGAAUUUGAUGAGAAAAUCAUGCAGAGGAAUAGUACCACCGAUCCAUUAUUGCUUUCAGCUGCUGCCCCAGCAGCUUCUCUGCUCAGAGACGUUAAACGAACAUCUGUUGUUUGGGACCAAGAAGCUGGAAGGUAUGUGUCCGUUCCGGUAUCAGCUUCAGAUGCUCGUACAAGGCUGCCUAUGCAAGGAGGAUCAUCAAAUCCAAAUGCUGCAUCUGCUAGCAAUGACAAGAGGCCAGUCCCUGUCCCUCAAGAACCUUCACAGCCUCCUGCGAAACCUCCAGUCGAGCAGUCAGAAAAGCUUAUGUAUACUGGAGAGUCCAUAUUCUUUGGUGGUCCACUUUUGCGUGGUCCAAUUAAGGAUGGGCUGAGAAAUGAGAGUGGCUCUGGUUCCAGAGAGAGCCAAGAAAGGCUGCCAUUUAAUUUACCUCGCGAAUCCAGGUUCAGAAGGGAUGCAGCCUCCCAUCAACUUCCCGUGUUUGUUCCUGGUGAUUUUGGGUCAAAUAAGUAAAGCUUACUGGACUAGCAAUGAUUGUUCAUUUAUCAUUUGCCCCUGCAUAGCAAGGCUUCAACAGAAGAAACCCCUCGAGCUAUAGCUGUUUUUUGUCUUCCAGGAACCUUGCAGUUUGUUGCAUACACUCCAAGGUUCCAGUGGUUUCUUCGUGACGGAUUGUCUAACUUAGCACAGCAGAAAAUGAAUGUAGUAUGGAGUAGAUGCACUCCUUGAAUUCCUCUUUGAACCUUUUGUCUGUACAAUUGAAGCUUGAACGGUAGGGUGGCUUUGUCUAGCAAUUUUGCAAUGAGAAUUACCUACAUGCAUGAGUUGAAAACAGUAAACAA
Solanum stenotomum is the source of this 2559-nucleotide messenger RNA. Its product is annotated as probable protein S-acyltransferase 19. Gene Ontology annotation, molecular function: protein-cysteine S-palmitoyltransferase activity. The record is from RefSeq and is a predicted model, not a curated record. Gene Ontology annotation, cellular component: endoplasmic reticulum; Golgi apparatus. NCBI's taxonomy places the organism in Eukaryota, Viridiplantae, Streptophyta, Magnoliopsida, Solanales, Solanaceae. Gene Ontology annotation, biological process: peptidyl-L-cysteine S-palmitoylation; protein targeting to membrane. The coding region runs from base 68 to 2230 and encodes 720 amino acids. The transcript is spliced from 10 exons.